This is a messenger RNA of Saccharomyces cerevisiae S288C, 1044 nucleotides long. It is a transcript of the gene AAH1, whose product is annotated as adenine deaminase. Gene Ontology annotation, molecular function: zinc ion binding; deaminase activity; adenine deaminase activity. The record is from RefSeq and is marked reviewed. The transcript has a single exon. Gene Ontology annotation, cellular component: cytoplasm; nucleus. Lineage: Eukaryota; Fungi; Ascomycota; Saccharomycetes; Saccharomycetales; Saccharomycetaceae. Gene Ontology annotation, biological process: hypoxanthine salvage; adenine catabolic process; purine ribonucleoside monophosphate biosynthetic process. The coding region runs from base 1 to 1044 and encodes 347 amino acids.
AUGGUUUCUGUGGAGUUUUUACAGGAGUUACCAAAAUGUGAGCAUCACUUGCAUUUGGAAGGUACUCUAGAACCUGACCUAUUGUUCCCAUUAGCUAAAAGAAACGAUAUAAUUCUACCUGAAGGUUUUCCUAAAUCGGUCGAGGAAUUAAACGAAAAGUAUAAGAAGUUUCGUGAUCUGCAGGAUUUCUUAGAUUACUAUUAUAUUGGUACUAAUGUCUUGAUUAGUGAACAAGAUUUCUUUGAUUUGGCGUGGGCCUAUUUUAAAAAAGUUCACAAACAAGGCUUGGUCCAUGCUGAAGUGUUUUACGACCCUCAGUCACAUACAUCUAGGGGCAUCUCCAUAGAAACAGUCACUAAAGGUUUCCAAAGAGCUUGUGACAAAGCCUUCUCUGAAUUUGGUAUUACAUCCAAGCUAAUUAUGUGUCUGUUAAGACACAUUGAACCAGAGGAAUGUUUGAAAACUAUCGAAGAAGCUACCCCAUUUAUUAAAGAUGGUACUAUCUCUGCCUUAGGAUUAGAUUCUGCUGAGAAACCAUUUCCCCCACAUUUAUUUGUUGAAUGUUACGGAAAGGCCGCCUCAUUGAAUAAAGAUUUAAAACUAACUGCACACGCAGGUGAAGAAGGCCCCGCUCAAUUCGUCUCGGAUGCUUUAGACUUGUUGCAAGUAACAAGAAUCGAUCACGGUAUCAACAGUCAAUACGACGAGGAGUUAUUGGAUAGGUUGUCGCGCGACCAGACCAUGCUAACUAUUUGUCCUCUCUCCAACGUGAAGCUACAAGUAGUCCAAUCCGUUUCAGAGUUACCACUACAAAAGUUUCUUGACAGAGAUGUUCCAUUUUCUUUAAAUUCUGAUGACCCCGCCUAUUUUGGUGGUUAUAUCUUAGAUGUCUACACUCAAGUUUCGAAAGAUUUCCCACACUGGGACCAUGAAACAUGGGGUCGUAUCGCUAAGAACGCCAUUAAAGGUUCAUGGUGUGACGAUAAAAGAAAGAACGGUUUGUUAAGUAGAGUGGACGAAGUAGUCACUAAAUAUUCGCAUUAG